Cyphellophora europaea CBS 101466 is the source of this 1722-nucleotide messenger RNA. RefSeq lists its product as uncharacterized. Gene Ontology annotation, molecular function: oxidoreductase activity, acting on paired donors, with incorporation or reduction of molecular oxygen; monooxygenase activity; iron ion binding. NCBI's taxonomy places the organism in Eukaryota, Fungi, Ascomycota, Eurotiomycetes, Chaetothyriales, Cyphellophoraceae. The transcript has 2 exons. The record is from RefSeq and is a predicted model, not a curated record. The coding region runs from base 1 to 1722 and encodes 573 amino acids.
AUGGUUUCCUCAUUGACCCCGACAAUUUACACCCCCCUAUACCUGUUCUCAUUCCUCCUAGCCUACCUAGUACUCGCCCGCCUCUACCGUCUCUACACGAACUACGCGCUCGCGCGACACCAGAACCUCCCGAUCAUCGUGCUCCCAUGGUCAUGGCAGGAUCCUCUCUGGAUGCUGCUGGCCCCGCGCUUCCUCUGGCUGCGCCAUCUGCCCUGGUUCAGCACAUGGAUUCCCUACAGCUACAUGGGCUGGACCACGCAAGACAAGGGCCGCAUUCAUCGCCCGCCACCACUUGGGCUUGGCCCCGCAUUCAUCGUCGUCUCGCCGUCGCGCACCGAGUUCUUCACCACGGAUCCACAGACCGCUGUGGCGGUGAAGCGCAAUUGGCGUGAGUACGAGCAUCCUCCGGAUCUGUACGCCGUUUUCGACGUCUUUGGGCCAAAUCUGCUGUCAGCGAACGGGCCGGACUGGCAGCGUCAUCGAAAGAUAGUUGGGGGUGCGUUCCGCGAGGCUGUCUAUCCUACCGUGUGGCGCGAGAGUUGGGCGCGGAUGGAUGAGUUGAUGGAAAAGUUGGUCCGUGCUGGAAGAAUGACCUUAGAGGAGGUGCGAAAGGAGAGUGGCAUAUUGGCCAUGCAUGUGCUGGGCAAAGCAGCAUUUGGCUCGGCACACGGACAUGGGGAGGAAGGCGUGGCGUCCAAUCAUACGGGCCAUCGCUUGAGCUACUUGGAAUGUCUGGAAGUCAUGUACCCGAACCUAAUGGGCGUCAUCCUGUUCGGAGGCCUAAAGACAUCGGUGCCGGACUGGAUAUUGCCGAAACCUCUCAAGAGGGUCAAAACGGCUGUCGAGGAGUACAGACUGUAUCUGCUUGAGGCAGUGCAGCGGCAGCAAAAGAAAGGCACACAGCAGGGAGGAGCUGUGGCAGAUCUGGCCACCCUGCUUGUUCGGGCCAACGACGCUGAGAAGGAGGAAGACCCGAAAUCUGGGCACCUGACUGCCGCGGAGCUUUACGGUAACAUGUUCAUCUUCAACAUUGCGGGCUACGAAACAACAGCCAUGAGCUUAAGCUUCGCCAUUCCGUACCUAGCCGCCUUUCCAGACGUGCAAGCCUGGGCGAGAGACGAGGUGGAUGAAGUGUUUGGCAAGAGUGACACGCUCUCGUACGAAGAGGCGUAUGAGAGACUUCCUCGGGUCCGCGCCGUCAUGUACGAAACCCUAAGACUGCACUCGUCAGUCGCCCACCUCCCGCACGAAUCGCCCUCAUACCCGACCACGAUCGAGGUUCCGUCCCUGAACCGUUCCAUCGACAUACCACCCAAAUCCCUGGUCUCGAUACCGGUCGUAAUUUCCGGCUACCUUCCCACCGAGUUCAACGGCCCAGAUCCCUACCUAUUCGCCCCGAGCAGGUUCUUGACCCUCGACUCCACCGGCGCAGAGGUCCUUCUGAGCGAUAACGAGCUCGCCAAACAAGGCUGGAUUCCCUGGGCUGUGGGCCCGCGCGUCUGUCCUGGUAAGAAAUUUAGUCAGGUCGAGUUCGUCAGCGCUAUCGCCCAACUGCUCUUGCGUGCGGAAGUCAGGGUGGCGGAUCAGAGAGGUGAGGGGAUGGAAAGGGCCACGGCUCGGGUAAAGGAGGGUUUGACGGAUACGGAGUUCAACCUGGGUACUACGGUGAGAAGAACAUCGGACAUAGGCCUAGAGUUUGUGGCGAGAGCUGAGGUAUCAUAA